UGUAAAAUCCGGACUCGAGGAAGGAUGAAUGUAAUUCAAAGAUGGCGGCGGAGGGAGGAGGGAAGGAGAAUAACGAAAUUAAAACUCAAUUCACUACACGGGAAGGCGUCUAUAAACUCCUCACUCAUUCCGAAUAUAGCCGCCCCAAUAGGGUGCCUUUCAAUUCCCAGGGUUCGAACCCUGUCAAAGUUUCAUUUGUCAACGUCAAUGACCAGUCUGGCAACGGCGACCGAAUAUGUUUCAAUGUGGGCCGGGAGCUGUACUUCUACAUCUACAAAGGCGUUAGAAAGGCUGCUGAUCUGAGCAAACCUAUCGACAAGAGGAUAUACAAAGGAACACAGCCCACAUGUCACGACUUCAACCACCUCACGGCCACGGCGGAGAGCGUCUCCCUGUUGGUGGGCUUCUCGGCUGGCCAAGUGCAGCUCAUCGACCCAAUCAAGAAGGAGACCAGCAAGCUCUUCAAUGAGGAAAGACUAAUAGACAAAUCCAGAGUAACUUGUGUAAAAUGGGUGCCAGGCUCGGAGAGUCUGUUCCUAGUCACUCAUUCCAGUGGAAACAUGUACUUGUACAACAUGGAGCACACGUGUGGCACCACGGCACCUCACUACCUGUUGCUCAAACAGGGUGAGAACUACUCAGUGCACACUUGUAAGAGCAAGUCCACGCGCAACCCCUUGCUCAAAUGGACGGUGGGCGAGGGAGCCCUUAACGAGUUUUCUUUCUCACCUGACGGAAAGUUCCUGGCGUGCGUGAGCCAGGACGGCUUCCUUCGGGUCUUCAACUUUGAUGCGGUGGAGCUGCACGGGACCAUGAAAAGCUACUUUGGGGGUCUGCUGUGUGUGUGCUGGAGUCCAGACGGAAAGUACAUUGUCACGGGGGGCGAGGAUGAUCUGGUGACUGUGUGGUCAUUUGUGGACUGCCGGGUUAUUGCACGCGGUCACGGACACAAGUCGUGGGUGAGUGUGGUGGCGUUUGACCAUUACACAACCAGUGUGGAGGAUGCGGACCCUAUGGAGUUCAGCGGCAGUGACGAGGACUUCCAGGACCAGAUCCACUUCGGUCGCGACCGGGCCAACAGCUCGCAGUCCCGACUCUCUAAGCGCAACUCCACGGACAGUCGGCCGGUACAGGUCACAUACAGGUUUGGUUCAGUGGGCCAGGACACUCAACUCUGCUUGUGGGACCUCACAGAAGAUAUCCUUUUCCCCCACCUCCCACUUUCCCGGACAAGAACGCACACCAAUGUGAUGAAUGCUACCAGCCCCCCGGCGGGAGGGGACGUGGCUGUGGGAGGCGGGGUAGGUGGUGGCAUAGAGACUAUUAACCCUAGCACUAACGGCACCAACACCCCUGGUAACCCCCCCCCUACUCCCCUGCCACGCUCCAACAGCUUACCGCACUCUGCAGCUAUGACCGCCAACAGCAAGAGUAGCGUCAUGGACAACACUAUCGCCGCAGGCGUAAGCAAGUUUGCCACACUCUCCAUUCACGAUCGCAAAGAGCGGCACCACGAGAAGGACCACAAAUGGAACCACAGUAUGGGCCACAUUAGCAGCAAGAGUAGUGACAAGCUCAACAUGCUCACCAAAACCAAAACAGACCCUGCAAAGACACUGGGUACGCUGCUCUGUCCCCGCAUGGAAGACAUACCCUUACUAGAGCCCCUCAUCUGUAAAAAAAUAGCACAUGAGAGACUGACUGUCUUAAUAUUUCUUGAAGACUGUAUAGUGACAGCUUGUCAGGAGGGAUUUAUUUGCACAUGGGCAAGGCCUGGCAAAGUGGUAAGUUCUUUGAAUAGAAAUUAAGUUCUGCUAAAUUCCUGUGCAUUUCUUUGUAGUCUAAAAUGCAAGGAUCCAUUUAGAAAAGUUAGUAUUAUUGUGGACAUUUUAGACAGCGUUGUGACAACAUUACCUACUGUAGAUGAGUAUGGGAAUCUCUUGCACUUGCAGUAUGUUACAUCUCAAACUCUCUAUGUACACUUCCCUACAUAUUUAUUUGGACAGUGAAUCUAAAAUGUUUAAUUUGGCUCUAUACUCAGCAUUUUUUAUUUGAGAUCAAAUGUUUUAUAUGAAGCUACAGUACAGAAUGUCACCUUUUUAUUUGAGGGUGUUUUCAUGCAUAUCUAUUUUACCAUUUAGAAAUUAAAGCAUUUAUGUAUCUAGUCACCCAACUUUUAAGGUGUCAAGUAUUUGGACAUAUUCACUUAGUGUAUUAAACUUUGUCAAAAGUAUAGUAGUUGGUCACAUAUUUCUAGCACUCAAUGACUCCAUCAAGCUUGUGACUCUACAAACCUGUUGGAUGCAUUUGUAGUUUGUUUUGGAUUUUGCUUGCCUAAUAGAAAUGAAUGGUAAAUAAUGUGUAGUCAUUUUGUCAGUUUUAUUUUAAAUAAGAAUACUUCUACAUUAAUGUGGAUAAUCAUGAAUAUAUUGUGAAUAAUGAUGAGUGAGAAAGUUGGAGGCAUAAAUGUCAUUCCCCCCCCCCCCCAAAAAAUGCUAACCUCUCCUGUUAUUGGUAAUGGUGACAGGUGAGCAUGUUUUUGGGGCAUGAUCUUUGCAUCUAACUUAAUCACUCAUCAUUAUUCAUGAUUCAUAUUCAUUUCUAAAUGGUAAAAACAAAUAUGAAAAUACCCUCAAAUAAAAUGUGACAUGCUGUACUGUAGCCUCAUAUAAAACAUUUGAUCUCAAAUCCAAAAUGCUGGAGUAUAGAGCCAAAUGAAACAUUCUAGCUUCACUUUCCAAAUAAAUCAGUAGGGGAGUGGUUUGUGUUCAUCUGCCACCCCAUGCAAAGCCAAUACAUUUUCUAAGAAAUCAAUAAUGGUAAGAAUCUCGUAUGUCAAGUACAAUCAAGUCACCUGGUGGAUAAGUAAGUGCCCUUAGGUAGCCCUCCUUAUCAGUGGAAAGAAGACAUUGAUCCCAAUUGAGUGUAUUUGUAUGCAUCGGCUCCAUAUUAAAACAAACAUAUUGGAGCAUUACCAUCACACAGGGCACCGCAGCAUAAAUAAGCAAGUCAUCUUUACGCUCACCCACAACACUCUCAGAUUCUUUAUGAAAGGACCUGUUUAUUUACCAAACAGCGUUAUAUAUGAAUGCAUUACAUUCACUGCGUCAUCCACUAGCUAGUUUUGGACAGUGGCUCUGUCCUUUUCUGGAAUUUUUUAAAAUAUUUUUUUAUAAUUUGUCUUCUCUCGCUCAUAUACGUUAGGCUGUUUUUCUGGACUUCGAGCUUGGCUUAGUUGAUGAAACCAUUCAUAUUAUGCUUGUGUUUUAAAAGGAUAGUUCACCCAACAACUUUUAUCAUUCCUGUUUCUUACCUUGCAAGUUGUCCAUGGGCCUGGAGUGACUGCCACAAGCUGUCACAGGCUAAAGUUGAAUUACACAAAAACAGAGGUGUUCCAUAGUGCCCACUAUCUGUUGUCUAAAAAUUGCACACCAAAAUCAUGUCCUUCAUCUACAUUAGCCUUUAUGAUUUGGAAUAUGUGCAUUAUCAAAGGGUACUACAGUUGCUAAAGUCAAACUAUGUUCUUGACCUACCUACACACUAUCACAUAUUUUGGUGUGGCUUGUCUUCCGUUCAGAAGGUGGUCUCGGUCAUCGUAGGUGUGGUUUUUGCAGUCAGUCCAGGCUCAGACUGCAUUCAAGGUAAGAAAAAGAUGAGCCAAAAUGAAAUUAGUGUAAACUAUCCCUUUAAGUCCAAGAAUGUGGGUAUCUAAGGAUUUGCUUUCAUCAAGUAUUUUUAAUUUACUGAACAAAAAUUUAAGCGCAACAUGUAAAGUGUUGGUUUCAUGAGCUGAAGUAAAAGAUCAACGUAAAAUGUU
This is a messenger RNA of Oncorhynchus kisutch (coho salmon), 3817 nucleotides long. RefSeq names its product WD repeat-containing protein 20. Bases 42 to 1808 code for a protein of 588 amino acids. Lineage: Eukaryota; Metazoa; Chordata; Actinopteri; Salmoniformes; Salmonidae. Gene Ontology annotation, molecular function: protein binding. The transcript is spliced from 3 exons. The record is from RefSeq and is a predicted model, not a curated record.